ACCAAAACCUCGUGAUUGUAGAUUGUACGCAUGCAAUGUACAUGAUUUAUUCCGAUUCCCCUCUCGGGGAACCCCGUCCACUAGGACAUCCCCCGUUCCCGUACUUCUUGGCUUUCUUCAUUCUUGCUGCGCUCUAGUACUAGAGCUCCCAUUCGGAUUUGUGCUAGAGUCGUGAUUUUUGGUGGACUUGGAGGUAAGUAAAGUGCUAAGCAAAUGUUGAUGCCCGCCUGCGCAAACUCCGGCGCGUCCACCUCGUCGAGCAGCUCAUCAUCUGGGGCUACCAGUUGUACUAGCAGCACCAAAGCAAUACACUUUUCGGGUAAAAACCCGAAACGCGUCGCCCUCGUGUGGUUCAAGCGGGACCUCCGUGUCCACGACCACGCCCCGCUCUGGGAGGCCUUGGCGUCGAGGUCGACAACGUCAGCAGCAGGAAAAACAGAGGACGGCCAUCAUCACGUCGACUUCGCACCAAGUAGCGUACACAAAAACCUCCCUCCGUCCCGAGUGCCCGGUACUAGAACACAAAUCCAGCAAGAUCAUGACUUUGUGCUUCCCGUCUACAUUCUGGAACCCACGCUGUGGAAAACGUGUCCGGAUCUCUCACGACGGCACUACUUGUUUCUGCAAGACUGCGUGAGGGAAUUACAGAAGGAUUUGCAGCAGUUGCUAGGGCUCCAGCUGUUCUUCAAAGUCGGCGAAGUUGUGGAGACCCUGGAAGCGUUGCGGAGUUCCUUCCAGGAAAACGGGUUUUCUGUGCAGACGCUCUACUCUCACCAAGAAACGUGGAACUACUGGACCUACCAGCGCGACCGGAAAGUUCGGAGGUUUUGCAAGUUAUCCGGUGUAAAUUUGAGUUCUGAAUUUCAUCACCCGCACGACGUGGCAAUGCAUAGGGGCCAGGUCCUCUUCAGUUGCAUUUCCUUUGCAUAUCAAAAAAAAAGGGGGGCUUUUGCGAGUUUCGGCGUCGGCGAAAAAGGGGGGCCAUACGAUAUAAACAGAUCACUUUAUCGGGCGUUCGUCUCCCUUAUUACUGAUCACCACGAAGACAAAUGUCGUCGUCGGCCUGGAGCUGCAGCCUCUUGCCGGAAAAUAAGUUUGUGUUGCGUUUGCUAUGUGUGCGGCAUAUAAAAGUGAUGAAUUACGACUUGUCCUCUUGCAUAGGACGCACACGGCAUCAGGUGGAGAGAGCCGCGACAAACCGGGGUGGUGCGAAGGUUGAAAAACCGAGACGGCUGGGCAAAACAGUGGGAAAUUUUCAUGCGCGAAAAGGUGCUUGACAUUAGGAAGGUCAUCUGUCCCGGCGGCGUACCAGAACAGGGGUUGUCCGCAUUCAGGUUUGGGUGCUCCCUCGAGGGGCAGACAGGUGUUGACAACUCCGAGAACAAAUGCAAUGCCCAUCCGAAGAACACCCAUGAGGAUGAAAAUGUUCGCUCGUCAACAGAAGUAUGCGACAAAAGCCACCGUGCGGCGUCGACGUUUCAGGAAGUUUACGCAGCGUGCGGGGAUGUGCAAUUCGGUAGUUUUUGUGCCAGGAAAGAGCAGACGCGGCCUAAAGAUGACGAUCCGGCUGCUGCCAGAGAGGAGGUCUCGCAAGACCUGCUGCAGAACACGGGGCUGACAGGACGGGCUGUAGCCCCCUCAGGUGCUCCUGCAAAAGAUGUUGCAACUUCUACGAGAGGAUCAAAUUCCACACCGUCCUCCUCCUGGUUUCCGCCUCCGUCCGCUUUCGACCUUGUCGAUGACCACUGCAUCGCGCUGCAGAAGGGCGGCCGUCGCAACGCGAUCUGGAUGCUGGAAAGCUUCCUGGCGGAACGGGCGUCCAACUACAGCCGCAACAUUAGUUCGCCCAUUACCGCGUGGGAAGGCUGUGCGCGACUGUCGCCACACCUGGCUUUUGGCACGAUCAGUCUUCGGGAAGUCUUUCAAGCCACGGAGAAAAAGCGUGGGAAAAUAGCGGAAGAGAAGAAAAACGGGAACAACAAAACGAGAAACAAGCGGCCUCAAGGUCAAGGUCAAGAUUAUGGUAGAAGUGAAACAACAAGCGCGACCACUGCUACUGCAUCAGUCCCCUCCGCGGUCAACGGCCGCGACCUGAACAGUUUCGCGUCCAGAUUGCGUUGGCACUGUCACUUUGGGCAGAAGCUGGAGGACGAACCGUUACUGGAGUUUCGCAACCUGCACUCGGGCUACAAUGGUAUCCGCGAGGAAAACGCAAUCACGGAUGCUGAGGCCGUGGCGAUCUCGCAGUGGGCCGUGGGAUGGGUCGCGGGGAAGAAGACUUUUUGGGCUUCGUCAGCACACCCUAUGGCUAGUGCGGACGCAAACAACGACGUGCAUCUGGACGAGCAAGAACAUGUUGGCAACUUCUACUGUGGGGAAAAGAUGCCGAGAGGACCAUCAUCGUCGCACCCACCUUCAUCUUCGCGUCUUCUCGAUGCCAUUCUUGGCAGCAUCGACGGGCAGAAGGCCGCUGCGUUCAGGGCGAACAAUCCAGUGGCUGUCGUACGGCGGGAGAGUGAAGAACUUUUCCGCAAAAACGCAGCUCCUGCAGCAGAAGGUGAAUCAGCUUCCUGGACGAGUGACACUAGUGCGACAGGCACAAAUAGCGCGCAUGGACUUUUUAUUUCCCAGACAAAGCUUCCGAUAGUACGGAUACCACCGAUCCAAACUUCAUCUUCAAGCGGUCAACAUUAUGGUCAAGUGGAGCAAGAUCGUUCCGUGCUUGUCGACAAGCUGAAAUUUCUCCACUGUUAUCCUUUGCGAAAAAUCAAAAGAGAAAAAAAGCGAAAGCCAUCUUCAUCUUCUUCGCCACCGAUUUUUUCACCUGGUAUUUUUUGUGGUAAGUACUUCCCUUAGCUUCUAUACUAUCCUUGCCCUUUGCAUAGAACUAGGCGGUACUGGGCGUACUAUGACCACAAAUUGUAGUAUCCAAUCGGGGGCCGUGGCAACAAGAUGGUGAACACUGAGGUGAUUUCAUUUUCCCAUAUCAUAUCCCGGCCUCCGGCACCACCGGCUACCCCAUGGUCGACGGGUGCAUGCGGGCGCUGACCGAGACCGGGUGGGUGAACUUUCGGAUGCGCGCGAUGCUGUGCAGCUUCGCGACCUUCCACCUGUGGCUGCACUGGCGCCCGGUGGCCAUCCACCUCGCACGCCUGUUCACCGACUACGAGCCGGGGAUUCACUAUCCGCAGGUGCAGAUGCAAGCCGGGACGACGGGCAUCAACACGAUCCGAUGCUACAACCCGAUUAAGCAGUCCGAAGACCAGGAUCCCGACGGCCGAUUUUUGAAAAGGUGGCUACCGGCACGGCCGCAUGAAGGUGAAGAACCGAUGAAGAAUAAUAUGAACAAUGAAAAUGCAGCCGCGACAGGAGAGCAGGCCUAUAAUUAUGGGCGGCCAAACGAGCAAGGGGUCUCCUUGUCUAGCAGUUCCACGACGAGUACAGGAGUUGUAGGUGGCGCGACAAGUUCUACUUUGGUUUUUCCGACUACUGCAGGUAUUUCUGCACAUGGUAGGAGCGGAGUUCGAAUCGUGCAAAUAAGUAAAGACGCCACCGCGGGGGCCGCAGCAGCAGCCGAUCUGGAAAGAGCGCAAAAACAACCAAAGGCGAAGGCGGGACAGAGAAAGACCGCAACGAAAGCGAGGGCUGCCGCCGGGGCCGCCGCGAAGACGAGGGAGAAGCAAGACAAGACGAAACCCUCUCGAUCCGUCCACCAGCCCUGGGCGCGGACUGAGCACGACCCAGAUGCUGCUGCCGCUUGGUGGAACGCCGACAAGGAGCACAAGGACCGGCAGAAGAAAAGCAAGGGAAAUAAAACAGCUGUGAACAAAACGAAGCAAGAGCAGCCGACUUCGUUCCCCGCCCUGAGUGGCGUCGAACAUGAAAAAGCAAGCCUCGAAGUGGUUCUACAGCAGGAACGAGAAACGGAGCUGCUUCUCCAGGAUCUCAGCGUGCUCCUCGAGGCACAGGUUUUGGCUUUUCACGCACACUUUCUCACGGACGAGAACACGAUCUACCAUAACUUCCCGAUCGCGGACGAGCGGCUGGCCAGGCGCUACGCCAUGGACAGGAUGCACACGUUGAAAAAACAUACCGCGGUGCGGAGCGAGGCGAGAAAGAUCGUCCAGAAGCACGGUAGCAGAACCGGGCAGAACGACAGGAAUCACGGUGGUGGAAGUAGGAUGGGUGUGGGUGAUGAUAAGCAGCAGGACUUUCAGUUCGCGGAGACGGAGGAAAGGCCGCCGAUGAGGAAAGGAGCAGCGAAACCAAAGGCGAACCAGCUGCAAGUGUUUUCCUUCGGCGAAAAUGGGGAAAAGAAAUCCACCGCAGUAAGAAAAAAUGUGCGGAAUUUCGCAACGGGCUUGGGCAGCGCAGCUCUCACCAAAAACGCGCCAGCAUUUCGUGGCAACAAGCGUCCCAACAUGUUUCCGGAUCUUCUAGCGGGGAGCGAAGAUGAGAGCUCGAAUCCUGAAAGAGGCUCGGACCACGCACUAGUACUUGGGGGAACGGACGACGAUGACUCUUUUGGGAAGGUGGAAGCCGCGCUGAGCAGAAAAAUCCGGAAGAAGGAAGAUGACCACGGGAGCCAAGUUGCAGGGGUUCUUCAGCACAACAUCAACAUCAAAAAUCAUGUCGCAGCAUCUACCGCUUCAUCAACAGGUGCGCCGAAGACGCUGCUUCAGCCGAAGUCGAAUUCAGUUACGGCCCACGAUUUCUUUGUAUCAACAAGUGCAGGUCGUGGUGGGUCUUCCUCGUCGCAGCAGGCGUCAAAGUCCAAAAUAAUAAUAAAUUCUUCGGGCGUCGGAUCUUCAGCACCAAACAGUGGUAGCGAGGUGGAUAACAUUUUCGCAAACGUGAUAGCCGCGGCGAAUCAGCAGGCAGCUGCAGGACCAAGUGGUGCCCUAGUUGUGCCACGGCCACAGCCUGCAGCAAGUUUUGUUGCCAGUGAUGAGAACCAAAAUCGAGGGAUCAUAAGUGGUCAUAGUGCAGUCGCGAAUCAACAACAGUCAGGCCCUGCUGGCACACGACCACGCCCUCCCCACGCUCCUGGAUUUGCCUUUGUCGGGAAUGUUCUCAACAGGGAGCCUCCUUUGUUGAUUGACCUGACUGGAGAGGAUGAUAGUGAGGACGAAGCAGCUGCAGGAAAAAUGGUCCAGAAAGAGGAAGAACGAGAUGCCGAAAAAGCAUUACAGCCCCCGGCGGCGGGACCACAGGACAAUAAAGUCCAAAUUACCUCCCCUGCUACGUCUAUUGCAAGAGAGAACUACACCAGCAGACCCGAAAUAGAAGUGAUCGAGAUUUCGGACUCGGACAUAUACGAGAACGAGGACCGGGAUCAGCUCGAGGUGCAUUCAUCAGACGAGGACGAGGAAGUGGGCAGCUGCGGGAUGAUGAUGUCUCAGUCUGAAUCUGAUGCUGCACUGGAUGACGAUGUGUUAUUGGUAGUGGACGACGAUGAUGAUGACGGGAGCUGACACGAACGUCGUCCCUCGAUACGAUGCAGCUGGCUCAUACGCCGACGCCUCUUGUCCUUCUCGCGGCGAGAAGAUGUUUCCACAAGGCUAGAAGCCCCGUAUCAUGGGGGAGCGGAAGCACAGAUAAGUAUCACUAGGAUCACUAUCUUCGCCGGUCGUUGUGGUGGCUCAACUACUUACUUAGACGAGCCUGUGACUGAUUACGGUCGAAAUAUUCCAAUACGCAUAGAGUGACGAGUAAGUAUCUGAUGUAUCUGACGAUGAACACGAAGAACAGGCACGCAAAAGCCUGUUUCGGGCGCU
Amoebophrya sp. A120 is the source of this 5777-nucleotide messenger RNA. NCBI's taxonomy places the organism in Eukaryota, Dinophyceae, Syndiniales, Amoebophryaceae. The record is from the annotation of a GenBank genome assembly.